This is a messenger RNA of Amaranthus tricolor (Joseph's coat), 2065 nucleotides long. Its product is annotated as serine/threonine-protein kinase BSK5-like. Lineage: Eukaryota; Viridiplantae; Streptophyta; Magnoliopsida; Caryophyllales; Amaranthaceae. The transcript is spliced from 10 exons. Gene Ontology annotation, molecular function: protein binding; protein kinase activity; ATP binding. The record is from RefSeq and is a predicted model, not a curated record. Gene Ontology annotation, biological process: protein phosphorylation; brassinosteroid mediated signaling pathway. The coding region runs from base 299 to 1774 and encodes 491 amino acids.
UGGAGGGAGUAAGAGUACUAAAAUCAAGACUCGAGAUUAGGCAUACUUUUCAAUCUCUCACUUUUUUUUUUCUUCUCUUUCUCUGCGUUAUUGAUUUCCGUUUCAAUUUUUUUCACUAUAAAUUUCUUCCAAAUCAUACUCCUGAAACUUUCCGUAACGAAAAAAACAAAAAAAAAAAAAACGAAAAACUAGCAACUGAAAACCCAGUAAAGUAAGACCCAACCUUAAACUUUACUACUACACUACACUGAUCCAGCUCUCUUUCUCUCUCUAAAUAAUCCAAAAACAGAGCAGAAGAAUGGGAAUUCGUUGCUCAAAACUUUGUUUAUGUUGUUGGUCUCAUUCUCACCGUAAGUUCAAUCAAUCACAUUCUAUUGAUCCUGAAAAGGGAGGGAAAGAAGAAAGUGAGUCACAACCGAGUUUUAUUGAGUUCAAAUUGGACGAGUUAAAAGAAGCUGCUUCUGGAUUUUCACAAGAAAAUAUUGUUUCUGAACAUGGUGAAAAAGCUCCUAAUUUUGUGUACAAAGGGAAGCUUAAUGAUGGCCGUUGGAUCGCCAUCAAACGGUUUCACAGGUCUGCCUGGCCUGACACCAGGCAAUUUCUGGAGGAAGCAAGAACAGUGGGGCUGUUAAGAAGUGAAAAAUUGGCAAACUUAAUUGGGUGUUGUUGUGAUGGUGAAGAGAGAUUGUUAGUUGCUGAGUUCAUGCCUAAUGAAACUCUUUCUAAACAUUUGUUUCACUGGGAAAAUCAUCCUUUAGAAUGGGCUAUGAGACUAAGAGUAGCAUUGUAUCUAGCACAAGCUUUGGAAUAUUGUAGCAGUAAAGGAAGGUCAUUGUACCAUGAUCUUAAUGCUUAUAGAGUUCUAUUUGACCAGGAAGGUAACCCUAGGCUUUCAUGCUUUGGCCUCAUGAAGAACAGCCGAGAUGGCAAAAGCUAUAGUACGAAUUUGGCUUUCACUCCUCCCGAGUACAUGAGGACAGGUAGAAUUUCCCCUGAAAGUGUUAUCUAUAGUUUCGGAACCUUACUGCUUGACCUGCUCAGUGGGAAACAUAUACCACCAAGUCAUGCACUUGAUCUCACACGAGUGAAAAACUUUAGGAUGCUGAUUGACUCUAAUCUGGAGGGCCAUAUCUCAGAUAAUGAUGGAACUGAAUUAGUACGAUUGGCAUCACGUUGCUUGCAGUAUGAGCCUCGUGAGCGGCCGAAUGCUAAGUCCCUCGUGACAGCACUCCUUCCGCUUCAGAAAGAAACCGAGGUUGCUUCUCAUGUUUUGAUGGGUAUUUCAGAUGGCACUGCAGCAGAGGAUUCACCUUCAUUAUCACCUCUUGGUGAUGCUUGUUCUAGACAGGAUCUUACAGCCAUACAUAAAAUAUUAGAAGAUAUUGGAUACAAGGACGAUGAGGGAAUUGCAAAUGAGCUUUCCUUCCAAGUUUGGACGAAUCAAAUUCAAGAAACACUUAACUGCAAGAAACAUGGAGACACUGCUUUCAAUGCUAAAGAUUUUGCUACUGCAAUCAAGUGUUACACUCAGUUUAUUGAUGAUGGGACGAUGGUUUUGCCAACUGUGUUUGCACGACGCUGCUUAUCUUACUUGAUGAGUAAUAUGUCGCAAGAAGCGCUAGCAGAUGCCAUGCAAGCUCAAGUAGUAUCGCCUGAAUGGCCGACUGCACUUUAUCUCCAAGCGGCUGCUCUUUUCAGCCUUGGAAUGGACAGUGAUGCCAAAGAAACUCUCAAAGAUGGAACGUCCUUAGAGGCCAAAUGGAAGAAACAUUAAAUUUGUAUAGAACUUUCUUAUAUUCUGGGUUUCUAAAAGGUUCCAUAAAUAUUGUAUCUAUUUGAAAUUUCUCAGUUGUGAGUUUUAUUUGCGUAAUUAGAAACAUAAAUUCAUAUAAAAGGUUCUAUUGACUGCCAUUUCAUCUCAAAGUAAAGUCUCUUUUGCUAAUGCCAUUGUUCAAUAGUCAUCAGCGUUUUAUCGAGGAUGGGGAACCAAACUUAAAGCCUUUUUUCCCGGCGUGGUUUCAUUUGGCACAUGCGUGUACUAUUCUUAUUAUCAUCGACAGCGAUG